ACUGACCUCAGCUUUUGGUUUCAGCGUAGCAUCUGAGCCGAAUAAGUUUUCAUAUUUUACUCUCCUCCACAUCUAGGGCGUCGCACCCUGUCAGCCCAUUGGUGCAGUCGGAGCCCGCUUGAGGGACACGGCUGGGAUGGAGAGUCCGAGCCUGUGGGACGGUGGAGCUGCCCCCUUCGUCACCUCCAGUGAGAGCCUAGUCCCAGACCCGCCUUGUGAUCUCUGCAAGGAAAGUCUUGUUCUGGGAUCAGAAAGAGUAGAAGAUGAAAAACAAAUGGUGAUAAAAAGCAGCAGUGAGUGUAAUCCCCUGGUACAAGAACCCAUUGCUUCUGCUCAGUUUGGUGAUGCUGAAAUGACAGAAUGCCGUAAGUCUGUCCCAUGUGGAUGGGAAAGAGUUGUGAAGCAAAGGUUAUCUGGAAAAACAGCAGGAAGAUAUGAUGUAUAUUUUAUCAGCCCACAAGGACUGAAGUUCAGAUCCAAAAGUUCACUUGCUAAUUAUCUUCACAAAAAUGAAGAGACUUCUCUUAAGCCAGAGGAUUUUGAUUUUACUGUACUUUCUAAAAGGGGCAUCAAGUCAAGAUAUAAAGACUGCAGCAUGGCAGCUCUGACAUCCCAACUGCAAAGUGAAAAUAGCAUUUCAAACCGGAACCUCAGGACAAGAAGCAGGUGGAAAAAAGAUGUGUUUCCUCUGCCAAGUGGUAGUUUGGAAUCACAAAAUAGCAAAGAACUAUCUAACUUCACUUCCAUGCAUUUGCUAUUGAAAGAAGGUGAAGGUGUUAAUGAUGUUGACUCCAGAAAGGUUAGAAAGUCCAGAGGGAAGAUGACUACUUCGAAAGUAAUUCAAAUUAAGAAAACUAAAACAGGGUGCUGGAAAAGUCUUCCAGAUUCUGUUCAAAGAAAUAGAAAAAGAAAAUCUGUGCAUAAUAAGGCAAAUGUUGAAAGUGAACCUGUUGUACAAGAAAGUCAGCUUGAUAGAACUUUCUGUAUUUCUGAUGCCACAGCAAGCAACAAGACCCUCAGUGUGGCCAAUGAAGAAAAGAGACUUGUAAAAGAAAAAUCAUUGAGUUCACGAUCAAAUUUCAAUGUUGAACAAGCAACUGUUGGCAUCAUAAACAAAUUAUGUUCAACCAAAGAAGCAGAACACAACAAGAAGAGAGAGGAUACCGUUUUAGACUCUGAGGAAAUAACAGAAGUAGAAGUUGGGGAAAGGAAGGAACAUUUGCAUAUUGACAGUUUAAAAUGUGGCUCUGAACUGGACAACAACUGCUCACAAACUGAGAAAGACUCUACUGCUGUGAAAAUAUGUCAAGAUACCAUCCCACUGACGCAAGUAGAGAAAAGGAAAACAAGUCUAUAUUUUUCCAGCAAAUAUAACAAAGAAGCUCUUAGCCCCCCACGACGCAAAGCCUUUAAGAAGUGGACACCUCCUCGGUCACCUUUUAAUCUUGUCCAAGAAACACUUUUUCACGAUCCAUGGAAGCUCCUCAUAGCGACUAUAUUUCUCAAUCGGACCUCAGGUAAAAUGGCAAUCCCUGUGCUUUGGGAGUUUCUGGAGAAGUAUCCUUCAGCUGAGGUAGCAAGAACCGCACAUUGGAGAGAUGUGUCAGAACUUCUUAAACCUAUUGGUCUCUACGAACUUCGAGCAAAAACCAUUAUCAAGUUCUCAGAUGAAUAUCUGACGAAGCAGUGGAGAUACCCGAUUGAGCUUCAUGGGAUUGGCAAAUACGGCAAUGACUCCUACCGAAUUUUUUGCAUCAAUGAGUGGAAGCAGGUGCACCCUGAAGACCAUAAGUUAAAUAAAUAUCAUGACUGGCUUUGGGAAAAUCAUGAAAAAUUAAGUCUGUCUUAAAACUGUGAAAUUUUUAAACUCGUUUUUUUAUGCACCGCUUUGAUUCUUCAGAGCUCCAUUAAGCCAACCAACUACUUUUCCAGGCGUAUAGAUUUUAAUCAACCCAACUAGAGACCUAAUUACGUUUUCUUAAUGUGUGUGCCACUGGUCUUUGCUACUGAACAUGCUAUAACAUGUUUUGAGAUUUCUUUAAAAAAUAAGUUGUGAUUUGACAACAAUCCUAAAAAUGUAUAUGACUUUUCCAAUAAUGAAAUGUGAUUUGAAGGGGGAAAAAAUUUUUCUAAACUAUCAAUAUUACAAAGCAAAUUUCUGUCAGUCUUACUUGAGGAAAGAUUAAACUUUCUGUUCUCUUUCUAUAAAGAUAUAUAAUCGUUAUACAAAGCAGUAAUCUAAAGAGCCCUGGCCAGGUAGCUCAGCUGGUUCAAGUGUUAUCUUGAUAUGCCAAGCUUGUGGGCUCAAUCCUGGGUCUUGGCACAAACAAGAAUCAGCCGAUGAAUGCAUAGAUAGAUGAGUGGAACAACAAAUUGAUCUCUCUCUCCCCCUCCCUCCCUCCCUGCCUUCCUCCCCCUGUCCCCUUCCUCUCUUUCUCUAAUACCAAUUAAAUCAAUUAAAAAAGAAGUAAUCAAAGAGUUUGCAGCCAAACAUGUAAAAAGAUAGUACAAUGGGUAUCAGGCAAUUAAUUUUUAAAAUAUGUUUACUAAAAGAAGCUAACCCCUCAAAGAAAAUUAAGAUUUUCAUGUGUUGGCUUUUAGGAAUUGGAGGUUUGACCCCAGCAUCCAUUUGAUAACCUAAUUGAAUAUCUGCCUUCAGCUCCAUUUCAAUACUGUCAGCUUCUAGCUCAUGCAUGUUACUUUGAUCCCUUUGUGAAAACUCAAGCAUUUAGCCUGGCCAGUGUGGCUCAGCAGUUGAACAUUGACCUAGGAUGCAGAAGAUCGAGGUUCGAUUCCUGGUCAGGGCACAUGCCUGGAUUUCAGUGCACAUG
Molecule: messenger RNA, 2831 nt
Organism: Miniopterus natalensis
Lineage: Eukaryota; Metazoa; Chordata; Mammalia; Chiroptera; Miniopteridae
Gene: MBD4
Product: methyl-CpG binding domain 4, DNA glycosylase
Biological process (GO): DNA repair
Cellular component (GO): nucleus
Molecular function (GO): DNA binding; pyrimidine-specific mismatch base pair DNA N-glycosylase activity
Source: RefSeq, a predicted model, not a curated record